Molecule: messenger RNA, 7133 nt
Organism: Oenanthe melanoleuca
Lineage: Eukaryota; Metazoa; Chordata; Aves; Passeriformes; Muscicapidae
Exons: 8
Coding region: 192-3041 (949 amino acids)
Molecular function (GO): zinc ion binding
Source: RefSeq, a predicted model, not a curated record
CGCGGCAGGCGCCACUUCUCGGGAAGUUGACGGCUGGAAGCGGCGUUCGGAGCGCGGCGCGCCCGGCUUCCGUGGCGGUCCUGUCGCAGCGCCCCGGUGCCGUUGAGCUGGAAGUGGCGGGGCAGCGGGACCAGCGGGGCCCGGAGCAGCAUCAGCAGAAGCGGCAGCCGCUCGUCCCCUCACCGCCGCCGAUGGAGGCGAGCCUGACGUGCGCCGUGUGCCUGUCGCUGUUGGAGGAGCCGGUGACGCUGCCGCUGUGCUCGCACAACUUCUGCCGGAGCUGCGUGCUGGAGUGCAUGGCCUCGGCCGAGGCCGCCCGCCUGCAGCAGCUGCAGCGGAGCCCGGGGCAGGCCCGUGUCGGCCGCGGGGCGGCGGCGCCGGCGCCGGGCCCGGGCCCGUCGUGCGCCCGGGUGCCUUGUCCGCUGUGCAGGAAGCUGUGCUUGCUGCCCCGCGGCGGCGUCGCCGCCCUGCCCGUCAACACCACCCUGGCCGAGGUGGUCAAGCUCUACCGGUCCGGCGCGGCGGGCGGGGAGGCGGCGCUGGGGCCGAAGCCGGGGUCCGAGCUGCUCUCCCUGCAGGCGUUCGGGGGAAGCUGCCAGAAACACCCCAGCCGGCCGGUGCAACUGUACUGCCGCAUGUGCCGGCAGGCGGGAUGCGGGCAGUGCGUCUCCGAGGAGCAUCGGGGCAUCUUCCACUCUGUCAACCUCAUAGACACGGUGUACCAGGAGGAAAAAUUAAUCUUCUUUAGCACUCUGAAACAAAUGAGGAUAAUAAAUGAGCAGCUGGUGAAUGAGAUCUCAAAACGACCGAAUGAUGCAGAUAUGAUGCUGAAAAAUGAUGUGGAGACAAUUGAGCUGAAAUUUGGAGAAAUUUUCAAAACUCUAGAAAUGAAAAAACAGCAACUACUAGAAGAUGUCGAAAAUCAAAGAAGUAAAAAAGAGAAAGAAUUUCAGAUUUGGAAGAAAAUGAAAGAAACUCACAAGAAGACCAUUGAGAAUUUUUUGAAGGAUUGUGAAGAGCUUGUCCAUGAGUGUGAUCCUCAGUGUUUCCUCGAGGUUGCCUGUGGCUUGAAUACAAGGAUGAAAACUCAGCUUGAUGUGAUGAAUAUAGCAUCCAACUUGGAAAAACCACCAGUGUAUAUGCCAAAGAAGAUAGAUAUCAAGUCUGUGGUUAAUGAAAUCUUAGCAUUGGAGUUAACACCUGUAGAUGCAGGCACUGUUCAAGAGCUCCCUUAUGAAGGACAGGAGAGCUCAACUCUACUUAAAGAUAUCUUAAAGCAGAAUACUCAUGGCACAUUUCUUCCUGUAGCAGGACAGGAUGAAGCAGACGGCAGCAGGGUUCCUACUCGCUUUAUGUCAAUAUCAGAAAUGUCAGCGUUUCAAAAUAUGAGCCAUGAGGAGUUACGUUACAAAUACUAUAUGGAACUUCAGAAGUUCACCAAUGUAUUUAAGACUCAAAAUUUCCCUGCAAACAAAAAGUAUAAAUUUGUAACUGCUGAGGCCUCCAAGAAUAACUCCUCAGGAACUUCUUUUAUAUCUUCACCUACCAGAGCAAAUAACACAGAUAAAACAAAAAUGGGAACCCUGCGAAGAGGAAGUGGCUUAGACAAAAGAAACUUUUCUGGAAGCAGUGCUCAUAGCAUCCCAUCCACAAAUACGAUCUUUUCUGAAACAAAUGGUGAUGUAAAAUCAUUUGAUAAGGGAAGUGGCCAGGAAGUAUCCACUCCAGCCUUGUCAGAAACCUCUCCAAACUUGUUAAUUAAAGAAAAAUGGCCAAGACAGGCAUCAGUAGGUCCUGUUUCCAAUGAAAUGGACUCGAAUUCUAGCAUUUCAUUCAACUUAAAGCCAGUAGAAAGAGUGGCUGUUUCUGUUUCAAUUCCAGAAUCUGUAGAUGCUUCAGCAGAGAGACCUUCAGGUGUACCUUUUACUUUCAGUGCAUCUAACAAAUCAUUACCAAGAUUUAGUAAAGACAGAGGUACAUUUUCCUUUAAAAAGCAAGACAAGAGAUGUGCUUUCCCUCAGUUUUAUUUAGGGAAAUGUGAUAAGGUGGAUAAAACCAAUAACCAAGAUAAACAUGAUCCUGAAACCAAAAACACUGUUUGCAGUGCUUCAACAAGUCCUAAUUUAGACUCAGCAGAAAGUGAGAAACAGCACAUUUUGUUUCCCUUUGGCAAUUCAGAGAGAAAUUUGUUUGCAGGACCAGAAGUUAGCAAUUCAUGUAAGGUGUUACCAUCAUCCUCAUUUUUUAGCCAAUCUGAGAAGCCAUCUGACAAAAAAACAUUAUCUCACAUGAGGGAAAAAACACCUUGUGCAGAGGAGCUUGCAGGAUAUGGUAAAGAGAAACCAUGUGUCUUAGGGGAACAAAAACUUCACACCUCAGAAUCCAGCACAACUGGAGCUUGUGGUACUUCAGAAACCAGCACUGGAGCUGGGGUGAGUGGUGUCUCCAAGACCCCCCUUACCACCACUAAUUGUGCAUUUUCUUGCAAAAGUAAUUUCUCUUUGCCUUCACCAGUAUUUUCAUUUGGAGGCAUUGUCCGAAAUACCUCUGAUUUGCUGACUACUUCCAUGUUUUUUUCUGGAAGCAGAACAGAAAAAAUGGAUAAGGAGAAGAAAUCUCCUGACAAAACACUUCUAAAUGCAGGUAAACCUGUGUCUCCAGAGUGUACAGAGCCUGCUUCUCUUCAGAGUCAUCCAAAAUGCGAAGGCUCGUGUUUGCCUAUGGACUCAUCUAAAAACACUGAAAGUGCAGAAAGGCUUGGUGAUGGUAACACUGCUUGUCAACCUUUAUGUUCAGGAGUUCUUCCUAUUGAGUAUGAGAAUGCAUCUUCUACUCAACUCCCCACAGCGGCACAACAGCAAAAAAAGGUAAAAGAUGAAGAAACUGUUGCUGAAAACAGCUGUGUGUGCCUUAGAAGGGAGGAUGAACCUGAGCCUGUACAGAACACUCCUGGCACAUGCAAUGAUCCAUCUUCAGAAGGUUUUGUGCUUGCAGUAAGUGAGACAGGAGAAAUGCUGAGAGACAGCACUUCUGACACUUAAGAGCUAAGGCAAGCAUCUGUCUCUACUGAUACCAGCCAUGCAUCAGAAUAUUUUUCUGUUGCUAAAGACAGAAUGUCUGGUAGAAGAAAAUCAGAUGUGAAGAGAGACUGAAAAGGAAAAGAAGCUGGAAUUAAAUAAAUGCUACUUAAUACAUUAAAAGGUGGGGAUACUUGUGAUUCUGCAGUUGUUCUCUCCACUUCUUUUCAGUCACAGUAUCUCUGUUGGAAACUUAACUGCUUAUGAACAGUACAAUGCAAUAAAUUGAUUUUAAUAGUAUAGUCAUAAACUCAAGAAACAACCAAAAAGGUCGUGUCUGGCUCAAGACCAAAGUAUAACCAUAGAUGCUGCAUCUUCAGUAAUGCAAACCUUCUGGGGUAUAUUUGGGGAUGGGGAACUGAGGUGUUCCAGAAAGCAAGUUAGGGGAAGCUUCAGUGGCAGGAGGCAGUAAAUUGCAGCACUUGCACUUAAAUGGGUACAAGAACAGCCAAGAGCAUUCACCUCACAGGCAGGGAGGGAGGAGAGCCACAAAACAAAACAAAAAUAAAGGAUAUUGAAGGUGUUACUAAAAAUUGUUUUGUUUAUCUCCCAGUUGCUGUUUCCUUUUUUUGAUGUGUUUAAUGUAUGUUGAAGGUAUAAGUUGAAGUGUAAUUUCAAUAAUUUCUCUUGCGCUUUUGAAAUGGAAGCAUCGUAUCAGUGUUCUUUUAUACUAUGCAGAAGGGUGUCAGCUAUGCUUCUGAAGUGCUGCCUUCAGGAAAUAGAAACAUUGCAAUUAAAUUUCAUCUUUUUGGCAACAGUUUGGAAAUACAUGGAUAGAUGAACUUGCUGUUUUAUUGAAAGCUUUUGGAGAACCUAGCUUUCAAAACAAAAUUCAUUUAAAAUCUGUGUGUAGUGACAAAAAAAGGAAAAUAGCACGUCUCACUAAAUGUAUUAAUGAUUUAGGACUUGUGGAAAUUUUAGUCUGAAAAUCUGUACAAAGUUAGGAUAAAAAGACCAUCUUUUCUACUUUGCUGGCCAUUUUGUUGGAUCCAAGAAAUAACUGUGCUUUACUUAUUGCAAUACACAGACAGUAGUACUGUUUCAGAAUAAAGCUCUGGUUUUUUUUACUGUUCAUGCUUUAGCAAAAGCUGAUGCUAGGCUUUAAAGCAAUUAAUUUUGUAUUAGAUGUGUCAACUGGCAAGUAUUAAAUCAAAAUGCACAAUAUUUAAUAUUCCGUCAGAAGUUUUCAGUGACCACUGGAAAAAUCAAUAAUCUCCAAAUUACCUCUGUAAGUCUGUAAGAAAAAUAUUACUUAAAUCUCUGCAAUGCUUUCUAAUAUACUUACUAUGACAUAAUGCUUAGAGAAACUAUUCUUGUUUCAGGAAAUGUUAACCUAAUUUGAUUUGUGUUCAGUUCUUGAUCUCAAUUUUUCUGUGCCAGUUCCUUUAUUAAAUGUGCUGAAAAAAUAGUUUCUAGUAUUUAUAACAAUUAAUGAUACUACUUUUCUAUUUGCAUUAUAGUAAAGAAGGUAGUAAAAACCCUCUUUGUGGUUAGUCUUUUAGUUCUUUAUAUUCAUCUCUUAAAUCUUACUGUAUUUCAGUUUUCUCCUAAGAUUUUUUUUUUGCUGUUAUCUCUAGACAUUCUUGUCAUGUUCUGCAUGUGUAGGAGAGUAAUGUAAAUUCAAAUCACUGGAAUACAAAAGCUGAGCAAGAUUAUAAUGGUAGAAAGUGUCACAGGUGGAGGUUGAUCUCACUUUAAUAAAAGUGAGAGAAAUUGGAAAUUUUAGAGUCAGAUGAGGCACCUGUAAAAUUCAUUGCCAGAAAGUUGCAGAAAAUGUUUGUUUUCUACCACAGUGACAAAAAUAUUCUUAAUGAGCUAGGAUUAAUCAGAAACUAUAACAAGUUUCUGAAGCUUAUAUUUUCAACCUCUCUUCUGUUACUUUCUGUUAUUUCAUGGCAGUUUGAUAAAGUUAAAAUUCCAUGCAAAUACUUUUUCCCUUAGUGAAAAGGCACCAUCAUAGACUCAUAAAGCAAAUAAGAGUACUGUAUGCUACUUUGAAUGUAGAAGUUGUGGAUGUGGGGCUUUGCUGCAGUCCUAGGGCUGCUUUUUAAGCAUUGUUGUCCAAGUGCCUUAUAGGUCAGCAUUCAGGUUUUACAGGGCAGGUAAGAUUCACGCAGAAAUCCCCAACAACCAGAUACUUGCCCACUCCCUUAGCCAUGCUACACUGACCCAGAAGGGAGCCCUUCCCCUGUUCCCUGAAAAUGAUGGGGGGGUACAGAAUAACCUCUGGGUCUUGGGCAUGUCUCUUCCUGACUACCUUAAAAGUUAACCCUGUCCUGGCUGGAAGCAGAACAGUCAUGUGAUCUUGAAUGAACACCAGAGCAAAUUCAAAGAAAGGGGAUUCAGAGUUGUCCUUAAUGUGUAUUUUGCUUAUUAUCCAUAGAGAAUAACUUAAAACACUAUCUCGGUCAUCAUUGUAGAAUUCUGUGUGGUGGUGAGGACUGCUGUCAAAGCCUGACUGCCCUGGGUUGUCUAAACUUAGGUAUGUGUAUAUUUUUUCAGGUUACAGGUAAACAAAAAGGCAGUCUUAAAGUGAAGCAUUUGUCUGAAAAUAUUGCUGAGAACUUUGCCCUUCUCCCCCGCCCAAAAAAUAUCCCACAAAGACAAAAAAGCAAACAAAAACUAAAACAAAACAAAAAAAAACCUCAAACCACCAAGGAGAUAAUAUAUUUUACUAAACUCAGUAAUUUGUUUUACACACUCCUGUAUUUUCUAAUUCCUUAAGAUACAAGAAGUAAAAAAUGAAGCAAUUCUACAUAUUGGAAAAUUUUAUUACUUAAACUUUGUAUAAAUUCUCUGUGUAUUUCAGAUUUUGCAAACUAAAUUUGCAGGCCAGUUUGAAAGCUUUUAUAGUGGUUCCUGAGAAUGCUACUUCAUUAUUUAAUAGAAACCAUGGAAAACAGCUAAACCAAUUUAUUUUAUACUUGUACUUGUUGAUCAUACUUCACAAAGGAGCUAAAAGUUUUUAGUGCUGAAAGUUUCUACUGUGAGGCUAAUCUGUCCAGCGUCAGAACUGUGAUGUUUGUUCAGUAUAUAUCUGAGAGCUAUAUUAAAAUACAUGUUACUGCCUGGAGAAAACCUGCAACUGAAAAAUAAAGUGUAAUUAUUCAGUUUUGUAACUAUUAAAAAAAUUACAAUUUAGUUUUAAAAAUAUUUUAGUUGACAUUAGAGCUGCUUAAAUGACAGUUUGUAUAGGUUAAUUUCAUAAAGCAAACCAUUAUUUUGUAUUCUUGGUUUGUUUAUUUUUGUAUUACGGAUUACUAACUAAAGCUUUAUUCUGAAAUUGUAUUUGAUAACUCAGAUCUAGUAACUUUCUAACUUAAAAACUUCUGAUCUGUGUGGUAAGGGUGUUAAGUACUGAUGCUUUGGUUGGGUUUUGUUCUUCAGGUAACAUACUUCAUUUUCUCUUCAUAGUUUUCUUCCAGCUGUUUAAAUGCCAGUAGAACAUUAUUUGGAUCAUCACAGUUCACUCAGACUUGUUCUGGCUUAAUAAAAAGACAGCCUUGUUCCCUUUUAAGUUGCUUUUAAAAUGAAAUAUGUGUUGUAUUCUAAAAUGAACAAAUUUUUCACACCAAAUAGAUUUAAUAAGGAGUGAAGAGUCCUUGAAUGCAUAGUAAGCAUCUUCAUUUAACCCAAAGGAAGAAAAAAUCAAAUAGAUAUACACUGGAAUUGUUUUGUUCGUGGGGUAAGGAUUUGGCAGAGAGCAUUUGGCAUGACCUUAAAUACUGAUACAUUAGUUCCCUGGGAUAACUGCAGAACAGCUAUAAGCUUAAACUACUAAUGCUGCAGAGGCUCAUGUUUCAUAAUUAUAUUGUUGAGCAUAUAAGACUCAUGAGUAGUAUUGGAAAAGAUAAUUUAUUAAUAUUAUAUUGAGAAAAUGGUAUCAAUUGUUUGAAUAACCUGUUGCAAGCUAAACACUGUGGACAAACCUGCAGGCUAAAUUGAGCGGGGGAGAUUGUGUGAGCUUUCUAUCAAUGAUGAAGACCCUAUGUUUUGCAAAAAGUACCACUGAUUGCUGAAACAGAACUUAAUAAACCCUGGUCCUAGUAUUCAAGG